This is a messenger RNA of Varanus komodoensis (Komodo dragon), 2480 nucleotides long. RefSeq names its product telomerase RNA component interacting RNase (gene TRIR). The transcript has 3 exons. The coding region runs from base 1 to 456 and encodes 151 amino acids. NCBI's taxonomy places the organism in Eukaryota, Metazoa, Chordata, Lepidosauria, Squamata, Varanidae. Gene Ontology annotation, molecular function: 3'-5' exonuclease activity; 5'-3' exonuclease activity. The record is from RefSeq and is a predicted model, not a curated record.
AUGGCGGCGGCGCAAGGCGGCGGAGGAGGAAGAAGAGGUUCAGGUUCCGAGGCGGCCGAACCGGGCGGAGUGAACGUGUUCGCCAACGAUGGAUCUUUCUUGGAGCUCUUCAAGCGGCGGAUGGAAGAGGCUGCUGCAGCGGGAGGGAAGAGCGGACCGGGAACGGGGGGAGCUGGGGCCGAGAAGCAGAAAGAGACCGAACCGCGGCCGGAGCCGCCCGGGGAACACGAACCGCCGGGAAAGAAGCGGAGCGGGAGCGCCCUCAGCUUCGUGGGCAAGCGGAGAGGGGGCAGCAAGCUAGCCCUGAAGACAGGAGUGGUAGCCAAGAAACAAAAGACAGAGGAUGAGGUUUUGACAAGUAAAGGAGAUGCAUGGGCCAAAUAUAUGGCUGAAGUGAAAAAGUACAAAGCCCACCAGUGCAGUGAUGAUGAUAAAACCCGCCCUUUGGUGAAAUAGCUUUCAUCUCCAGCCAGGACUGACUUUGAUGUACAUAAUUAUUUAAAGCGUCAAAGGAGAGUAGCUCUGCCCCACAGACUGAAUGCUGCCAUGGCAGUAAAUGACUUGCCAUACUUUUGUAUCUGGGAAUUUAGAGCCUCCUUCACUGUUUCAUUUAUUGUUUUCCUCUUCUGAAAACUAAGAAUUUUGACUUAGUUGCAGGAUUUUUUUUUAAAUUUGUAAUCCCCCAAAUAGUGGAAUUGGUCUGACAUGUCUUUUCCCUGAAUCACCAGGCAACAUGCUUUGCUGGCAAAAUCUUUGGCACUGAGCCUUUGCUUAACACUUCCAACACACCUGAAGUUUCUACCAUGAGAAUGAGGCUCCAUCUUUGCCAAAUUCAUUAUCUCUGACUGUUGAAGGUAAACUUAAAUGUGGUUGCAGGUAGUCAAUAUGCACUGCAGGCAUAGUAGUCCCAGAGCACUUUGUUAUCCUUAUCUGUCCAUGGUGAAAGAUGAGUGGUGCUGGAUUUCUUGGUAUGCUUACAAUCUUCUGAUUUUUCCUCCCCGUGUUUCACUGUACGUUACAGUGAGUUAAUGUGGUUUUAUUCUGAAUUCCAGUUGCUGCUGCUUAAGCCUGUUCCUAGCCUUCUGGUAUGCAUGCUGCAAUCUAGCACUGAUGAUUAAUCUGUGCCUACCUGCUAUCUAAGAAGGUAGAAACUUGGUCUGCAAUUAUGCCAGGUAUUAUGUAUUGGAGAAAACUUGCCUAAAUUAGUAUAAACCUAUCCUGAAACAAAUGGAACUCUGAAUACCAUGAUUCUAGCCUUUCAUUAGCCUCAGUCUUGGGCUUUGUGAUCAGAGUUCUUGGGCUGUAAGAAAGAUCUAGAAUGGAGGCUUAUGGCUAUUGGUUUGUCAGCUGUUUGCUGUAUACAUUGGAUCUAUUUACUUAUUUUCAAGUAUCUCCAGUUUGUUUCUUUACACUUUCCACAAGAUAGCAUGUUAGAGCUAUAAUGUAAACCCUUAUUGCAGAUAAUGUGAUUUGUCACUGAGAGUGACUAAACAUGACAACUUCCUGGAAAUGCUUCUAGUAUGCCUAGAAGGUACAGUUUUAAAAAGACAACUUUUUGUAGUCUGGUAUCUAGGACCCAGUUUUUGUCCUAGCAUGUGCAUGGGGUUCACUCCUGAAUCUUACCCUAUUUGUUCAUCUCCUUUUAAUGGAAUGGGCUGUUUGUGUAAGAGAAGAGUUAAAACAUGACUUCUGAACCAUGCUAAACUUGCAUUAUUCACAAAGAAGGAUUGUAAAUGCAGAAGGAAAACUAGCUGAUGGUUUUUAUUGCCAUCUGAGGUUAAAUGGGAGUUCAUGAAACAGCCCGUGGGUCAUAUUGGUAUAUAAGUAUCUUCCCUCCUGAAACCGUCACUGCUUGCUAUCAAUCAAAAGAGCUUUGGUAUGUGUAGGACUCUUAAAGACCUUUGAGACAGAAAAUAAUGCUCUUUAAUGCUAAGUACUCUUGCUGGAAUUUCACUCAAACUGAGCCUUCUUCAGACCUUUCCUCCUAACAUGUGGGAAGGGGUAUGUUGUGCUCAGUAACACAUCUUCAGCAGAAAGGGUUCCUGCAUGUGUACAUCUUGAAUGCAUGUGGGCUUUUCAACAUGAUUGGGAGCACUGAUCAUAUGGCAGUCUUUCACACACGCAAUUGUGGACAUGUAGAAGCCUGUGUCAGACCUCCUGAAUGGGUUGGGGGCAGGACUAAAAGACAUCUUCCUGUCUCUGCCCCUCCAAUGCAUUCAGCCUGAUGUCAUGUCUGAAAGGGGCUCAUGGCUGUCAUCUGAGAAACUAUUUGCCUAUUGAAAGCUUGAAGCAACUUUGGAGGAUUAAAUAUGUCACUGGUAUCCGGUUUCCUGCCUGCUAUAAAGGGGUUGCAGUUUGCUUUCUUAAACACUUGAUCAGACUCCCUCCCUUAUUGCUUUUGAACACCAUAGCCCAGCUUAGAGCACUGAUAAUCAUUCUAAUAUUAGCUUUUAAAAAUAAAAUUCUGUUGUGGAUAUUGA